AUGUUCCGAUUUAUACAUCAAACUCAUCCACGUUAUCGUUCACAAAAUUCUUUUACCAGUACGGUCAUAACUUCAGAGGAAAUUGGAAAAGUUAAACGUCGCCUUGCCAUCAUAGCACAAAAAGUUUAUUACCCCUCAGAAUAUAAGACCCUUAUCGAUAAACGCCCUGUGUCCUCUAGUAGCUCCCUUCUGUCGCUUAACCCAGUGUUGGAUGAAUUCGGUGUCAUGAGAUUGAAUGGUCGUUUGGUCAAAUCUGACACUUUAACUCUUGCCGAAAAAUACCCCAUAAUUUUGCCGUAUUCGUGUCGUUUCACUCGUCUCCUUGUUGAAUAUGUACAUGCAAAGUCCGUUCAUGGCGGAAACCAACUAAUGUUGCGUCUUAUUCGUAUGGAGUAUUGGAUACCUCGGGUGAAAGUUCUGAUCCGCACCGCAAUUAGCCGCUGUAAAGUCUGUUUAUUAGAGAUGCAUCGACCAUGUAAUCAAAUAAUGGGUGCUCUCCCCCCCGAAAGAACUUCGGUUACUAGAGCUUUCACGAACACGGGAGUCGACUUUGCAGGUCCUUUUGACAUUAAGUCAUUCACUGGUCGAGCCUGUCGUAUAACGAAAGGGUAUGUCUGCGUGUUCGUCUGCUUCGCUACCAAAGCUGUUCAUCUAGAAGCAGCAUCCGAUUUGUCCUCCGCCACGUUUCUUGCCACAUUUUAUCGUUUUAUAGGUCGUCGUGGCUGUCCAAAAACAAUAUUUUCAGACAAUGGUACCAACUUUGUCGGUGCCUCUCGAGAACUUGAAAAUGAGUUUAGGAAAUUUAUUCAUGAAAGUCGUGAUAAAGUUUGCUCCACCUUAGGAUUUCAGGAACUUACUUGGCAGUUUAUACCAGCUGGUGCUCCCCACAUGGGUGGUUUAUGGGAGGCAGCUGUAAAAAGCUUUAAGAAACAUUUUUAUCGACAUGCCAAGCCCUUAUCUUACACCUUUGAAGAAUUCUCUACCAUUUUGACUCGAAUAGAGGCUUGUCUGAAUUCUAGACCCUUGUGCCCGAUGACAGAUGAUACAAAUGAUUUAGUUGCACUUACUCCUGGACACUUUCUUAUAGGUGCUCCCCUCCUUUCUCCACCCGAACCCCUUAUAGAAGAAUUACCAUUGAGCUUGAUUAAUCGAUAUCGAAAGUUGAAAGCCUUAACACAUCAAUUUUGUCUUCGGUGGAAAGAAGAAUAUUUAGUCAGUCUCCAUAAGCGAUAUAAGUGGAAAUACCCCCAGAGAAAUUUUGAAAUAGAUGAUUUAGUUGUGAUUCGCCACGAAAAUCUGCCACCUACUUCAUGGAAGUUAGGGCGUGUUGUCCAGACUUAUCCAGGUAUUGACGGGAAAGUUCGAGUUGUUGACGUCAAAACUGCUCAGGGAACAGUUAGGCGACCAGUCGUUAAAUUAGUCGUCUUGCAUAACUAA
Molecule: messenger RNA, 1437 nt
Organism: Musca vetustissima
Lineage: Eukaryota; Metazoa; Arthropoda; Insecta; Diptera; Muscidae
Exons: 1
Coding region: 1-1437 (478 amino acids)
Biological process (GO): DNA integration
Molecular function (GO): nucleic acid binding
Source: RefSeq, a predicted model, not a curated record